Messenger RNA from Argiope bruennichi, 1182 nucleotides. RefSeq lists its product as uncharacterized. The transcript has a single exon. Gene Ontology annotation, molecular function: nucleic acid binding; zinc ion binding. NCBI's taxonomy places the organism in Eukaryota, Metazoa, Arthropoda, Arachnida, Araneae, Araneidae. The record is from RefSeq and is a predicted model, not a curated record. The coding region runs from base 1 to 1182 and encodes 393 amino acids.
AUGGGCUCUUCCUCCAAACCUUCGUCGUACUUUCCAUUUACUUGUGAUACUCGCUUCAUUAUUGUUCAUACGCCUAAGACCUUUCAUUCUAUUUCUCCUUUUCUUAUUCAAAGAUUAAUUGUUUCUGUUAUUGGAGAAGCCAAGGAUGUUAAAAAACUUCGUUCUGGCGAUCUUCUCAUUGAAGCUGCCAAUAAAACCCAAAUUUCAAUUAUGAAGAAGCUUAAAAAGCUUGGCGAUUUUCCCGUUGAAACCACACCACAUAAAUCUUUAAACUACUCUCGAGGCAUAAUUUCUGAGAAAGACCUUUUGGCAAAUACAGAACACGAGCUUGUACAAGAACUAAGUUGCUAUAAAGUUAUUGCAGCGCGUCGCAUCCACACCAAGCGAGACGGUGUCGUGGCGCCUACGCAGCAUGUAGUUCUCACUUUUUCGACUCCUGAUCUCCCAAAAGCAAUACGAGCUGGUUAUUUACAUUGUAGUGUGCGUCAAUAUAUUCCAAACCCUCUGCGCUGCUUCAAAUGCCAGAGAUUUGGCCAUUCUCAACAAAGUUGUCGAGGUAAUGUUAGAUGUGCCAAAUGUGCUGAAAUUGGACACGAUUCUAAAACAUGCACUUCAGAAACCAUAAAAUGCUGUAACUGCUUAGGUGCACAUCCGGCCUUUUCUCGAACCUGCCCAAAAUGGUUGAUUGAAAAGCAAAUACAGGCGACAAAAGUGAAACAAAAUGUGUCUUAUGCAGAAGCUCGUAGAUUAGUUGUCGGACAGACACCAAAGCCAGGUCUAUCAUAUUCUUCUGUUCUCACUCAAAAAACAGAGAUCGGUAUUCAGUAUGACCUUAAUGAUAUCAAUCCAGUGAAAAUCUUGACUCCCUCUUCAAAUGUAACAAAUAAAGCCACAUCGGCCAAGGCUUCAAAUUCACCGGAGCAACCACUUUCUAGGGUGCAACAGUACAUUACAGUUGCCAAAGGUCAAAAAAAUGCAAAAGGGAAAAGUCGGAAAAAAUCGAAAUUUCCGUCUCUACAGCAUCCCCCACGUCCUCCUGAUUCUUCCAAAAUGGAAAUCUCUAAUGAGAUUUUAAAAUUAACAACAUCCUCUUCUGAUCUGUCGGAUGUUGAAAUGGAUCAUUCUACUAUUAUUUCUGAUGCAGGUGCUGGUGUCAGUAGCAAUCCUGAACACCAUUCUUAA